UAAUUUUUUGACUCUACGUCGUCGUCCAAAGUCUUCACUCGCACCAGAAACGUGGAAAAAAAAAAAAAACCGAAUUUUAUUUUCUCGGUGUUUCUCGAGCAACACUCGCAUAUUGCAAUCGAGUUCAGACAAGAAGUGAUUUUCAACAAUCAACGCUCCAAUUCAGACAAGGAGUAAGUUUGUGCCUUUUUUUUGUGUCAGAUCCUUUUGAGUUUGGUCCUAGUGUCGAGGCGGAGAUCUCGACGAUGAAGCAACACAAGCAGAACCACCUCCUCUGUUUCCUCCUUCCAUGUCUGCUCCUCUCCGUACCCUUCUGCUCCGAGGCUCGAUUCGUGGUGGAGAAGAACAGCUUAUCGGUGACUUCCCCGGAGAGCAUAAAGGGGACUCACGACAGCGCAAUUGGAAACUUCGGGAUCCCUCAGUACGGCGGAAGCAUGGCCGGCACCGUAAUUUAUCCAAAGGAGAAUCAGAAAUCGUGCAAAGAGUUCAGCGAUUUCUCUAUUUCUUUCAAGUCGCAGCCUGGUGCUCUCCCUACCUUCCUCUUGGUUGAUCGUGGAGAUUGCUUUUUCGCAUUAAAGGUCUGGAACGCACAAAAAGCCGGUGCUUCCGCUGUUCUCGUAGCAGACAAUGUUGAUGAGCCUCUGAUCACUAUGGACACACCAGAAGAGGAUGUUUCAUCAGCCAAAUACAUCGAGAACAUCACCAUACCUUCUGCUCUCGUCACAAAAACUUUCGGCGAGAAGCUGAAGAAAGCAAUCAGCGGAGGUGACAUGGUGAACUUGAACCUCGACUGGAGAGAAGCCGUCCCUCACCCUGACGCCCGCGUCGAGUACGAGCUCUGGACCAACAGCAACGACGAGUGCGGGGUCAAGUGCGACAUGCUGAUGGAGUUUGUCAAAGAUUUCAAAGGCGCCGCGCAGAUUCUCGAGAAAGGCGGGUACACGCAGUUUAGGCCUCAUUACAUCACUUGGUAUUGUCCUCACGCCUUCACGUUGAGUCGGCAGUGUAAGUCUCAGUGUAUCAACAAGGGGAGGUACUGCGCUCCUGAUCCGGAGCAGGACUUUAGCUCCGGGUACGAUGGAAAAGACGUUGUUGUGGAGAAUUUGAGACAGCUUUGCGUUUACAAGGUGGCGAAUGAGACCGGGAAACCGUGGGUUUGGUGGGAUUACGUCACUGAUUUUCAGAUUAGAUGUCCCAUGAAGGAGAAGAAGUACAACAAAGAGUGUGCUGAUUCUGUUAUCAAAUCUCUUGGAAUUGAUAGUAGAAAACUAGACAAGUGUAUGGGAGACCCUGAUGCUGACUCGGACAAUCCGGUUCUAAAGGAAGAACAAGAUGCUCAAGUUGGCAAGGGUUCAAGGGGUGAUGUUACCAUAUUACCUACAUUGGUUGUCAACAACAGACAGUACCGAGGCAAGUUGGAGAAGAGUGCUGUACUGAAGGCCCUAUGUUCUGGUUUUGAGGAGACGACUGAACCAGCUAUAUGCCUGAGCACAGAGAUGGAGUCAAACGAGUGCUUAGAUAACAAUGGCGGUUGUUGGCAAGAUAAAUCAGCCAACAUAACUGCUUGCAAGGAUACUUUCCGAGGAAGAGUAUGCGAGUGUCCUCUAGUAGAUGGUGUGAAAUUCAAAGGGGAUGGAUACAGCCACUGUGAACCAAGCGGGCCAGGGAGAUGCACGAUCAACAAUGGAGGUUGUUGGCAUGAAGAGAGAGAUGGACAUGUUUUCUCUGCUUGUGUGGACAAGGACAGUGUUAAGUGCGAGUGUCCACCAGGAUUCAAAGGAGACGGUGUUAAGAAGUGUGAAGACAUUAAUGAGUGCAAAGAGAAGAAAGCUUGUCAGUGCCCGGAAUGUAGCUGUAAGAAUACUUGGGGAAGCUAUGAGUGCUCUUGUAGCGGUGACCUUCUCUACAUCAGAGAUCACGACACUUGCAUCAGCAAGAUUGGUUCACAAGUGAAGUCAGCGUGGACGGCCGUUUGGCUUAUAAUGUUAUCAUUGGGACUUGCAGCUGGUGGGGCGUACCUCGUUUACAAACAUAGACUACGGCAAUACAUGGACUCAGAGAUAAGAGCCAUAAUGGCACAGUACAUGCCACUGGACAACCAACCCGAGGUCCCAAACCACGUGAAUGAUGAACGCGCCUGAGAGAGUGGCACGGUCCCAUCUAUUUAUUCCUCGUUGUGGCCCUUGAUGCCUUUGUAUCUCUGUAACUCUACCAAAUAGUGUAUUUGCUGAAACAGGUUUGGAAAAUUUCAAUGGUUUUAUACUUUUUGUAACGCAUACUUGUGUGUCUUACUAUUUCCACUUGUGUCCAUGGGACUUGUGUACUACUGAAACUUUUAUUUAGCUUCGUGGAACUAGAAAAGAAAGAAUAUAAUUUAAAGUUCGAUUUU
This is a messenger RNA of Brassica rapa (field mustard), 2389 nucleotides long. RefSeq names its product vacuolar-sorting receptor 3. NCBI's taxonomy places the organism in Eukaryota, Viridiplantae, Streptophyta, Magnoliopsida, Brassicales, Brassicaceae. Gene Ontology annotation, molecular function: calcium ion binding. The record is from RefSeq and is a predicted model, not a curated record.